Strigops habroptila (Kakapo) is the source of this 1893-nucleotide messenger RNA. RefSeq names its product neuronal tyrosine phosphorylated phosphoinositide-3-kinase adaptor 1 (gene NYAP1). The record is from RefSeq and is a predicted model, not a curated record. Gene Ontology annotation, biological process: phosphatidylinositol 3-kinase/protein kinase B signal transduction; neuron projection morphogenesis. The transcript has 6 exons. Bases 322 to 1845 code for a protein of 507 amino acids. NCBI's taxonomy places the organism in Eukaryota, Metazoa, Chordata, Aves, Psittaciformes, Psittacidae.
GGGCAGCGCCGCUUCCGCCCGCCCCGCGGAGCCCGGACGCUGCGUCAGCACCAUGGAGCGGCGGGAGGCGGGAGCGGCCGGUACGAUGAAGGCGGGGAUGGGGUGAGGGGGGGUCCGGCGCCCGUUUAACCCCGGUUAACCCCGCUCACCCCGCGCCCAGGCCCCUAGAGCCCCGCCAUGGGCCGCCGCCCGCCGUGAAGCCCCCGCCCAGGCCUCGAUCGUGGUGGUGGAGGUGGGGGGGGGGGCGAGGGGGAGGAGAUCCGCCCCCCCCCCUCCUCCUCCGCGGCCUCCAGCCCCCCCCCGAGCAACGGAGCCACAGGGAUGAGCGCCCCCCAGCGGUCGGAGCUGGCUGCCGCCGCCGCCGCCUUCCUGCGGCUGGGCGAGGAGCGCCCCCCCGCGGCCAUGAACCUGCUGCAGCGCAAAGGGCGCCCGGACUGGAGACCCCCCCGCGAGGAGGAGCCGAGGAAGGGAGCCUCCAAGGCGCGGGACGGGGGCUCCCUGCGGCGGCCGCUGCGGGUGGGCUUCCUGACGCUGCCCGCCCCCCAAGAGCGGGGCCCGCGGCCCUGCGCCCCCGGCAUGGCCCCCCGCUCCCUGUCCUGCCACGCCGUGGGGCUGCCCGAGAGCGGGGCCCCCCCGCGGCCCCACGGCCCCCGCGCGGGACCCCCCGAGGGGCGACUGGAGGCACCACCAGCCAAGAGGGGCGGCGCCCCGCGGGGGGGCUGCGUGCGGCAGACCCCCCCCCUGAAGCCAUCCCGCAGCCCCCAGACCCGCCUCUCGGCCCCCCCCAGCACCUCGGAAACGGGGGGGCCGGGGGGGGCGGGGUCUGGGGGGGAGGGGGAGGAGCCGGUGUACAUCGAGAUGGUGGGGGACGCGCGGCGGGGGGGGGCGGCGGGAGGGGGCGGGGCCAAGCGGGGGGUCCCACCGCCCCCCCCCCCGGAGGAGCCCGAGGCCAUCUACGAGGAGAUGAGCUGCCCCCUCCCGCCGGGGGAGGACGGAGGCCACGCCCCCUUCGCUCGCCCCGCCCCUUUCCACGGCCACGCCCCCUUCGGCGCCCACCCCCCGCCCUUCCCGGGCCACGCCCCCUUCCCGGGCCACGCCCCCAUCCCCCCGCCCUUCCCCAACCUCCUCACACCCCGCCCACCGCUGCUGGCCACGCCCCCCGAGGGCUCGCGCCUGCCCCUCCCGCGCCGCGAGGCCCCUCCCCCUGCCCGCGCGCGCAGCCACUCCACGCCCCUCCCUCCUCCCCCCUCCUCCUCCCUCCACCAAUCAGCGACGGCGCAAGGGGCGGGGCGUGAGCGCGGAGGGGCGGGGCUUGGCUCGUUGCCCCUCCCACCGGCCCUGCCCGCCGCCGCCGAGGCUCCGCCCACCGGGAAGCGCCCGCCCGCCUAUGACAGCCUGCGAGGGGGCGUGGCCACGGGAAGCCCCGCCCCUUCCCGCGAAGAAGACCCCGCCCCUCGCCGCGGAGGCUCCGCCCCCUUCCGGCGUGGGAAAGAGGCAGAGAGGACGUCAGAGCCCCCCCGGGAGGAGCGGGGGGGGGCGGCUCCCCCCCCCUCGGGGAUCCCGGUGCGAGCGGACGGGUCCCGGGGCCGGCUGGGGCCCCCCCUGCCCUGCCAGACCUUCCCCGCCUGCGGGCGGCCCUCAGACUCCCCCCUCGUGCACCGCUUGGGCCGCUCCGCCUCCACCUCCGGGGUGCGCCAAGCGGGGGCCCCCCCCUUUCCCCGGGGGCCCCCCCCCCCCCGGCGGUGCCGCUGCCGCUGCCCCCCCCCCGCCGCGGCCGCUGUCCGGGGGGGUCCCGGUGAGCGCCGCCCCCCCCCCGCCCGCGGGACGGGCGCCUCCAGGAGGUGAUCGACCGCAAGCGCUGCGUCUGCACCGAGAUCAAGGCGCGGGGGGGGC